Acipenser ruthenus (sterlet) is the source of this 2134-nucleotide messenger RNA. It is a transcript of the gene fdx1, whose product is annotated as ferredoxin 1. Gene Ontology annotation, biological process: P450-containing electron transport chain; positive regulation of oxidoreductase activity. Gene Ontology annotation, molecular function: 2 iron, 2 sulfur cluster binding. Gene Ontology annotation, cellular component: mitochondrion. NCBI's taxonomy places the organism in Eukaryota, Metazoa, Chordata, Actinopteri, Acipenseriformes, Acipenseridae. The record is from RefSeq and is a predicted model, not a curated record. The transcript is spliced from 5 exons. Bases 32 to 502 code for a protein of 156 amino acids.
AGCAAAGAGUUUGUUACUUAGAUCUCGAUCUAUGAUCUCUAAGCAAACGCCGCUGAGGACACUGAGGGGACAGCGGCACACGGCCUGCGGAUUUAGCCGAGCCUUCAGCUCAUCAACUGGGACACUCAGAUCAGAAGACAAAGUAACAGUCCAUUUCAUAAACCGAGAUGGAGAAAAAAUCACGACUGAGGGGAAAAUUGGCGAUUCUUUAUUAGAUGUUGUUGUUAACAAAAAUCUGGAUAUUGAUGGAUUUGGUGCCUGUGAAGGAACAUUGGCAUGUUCCACCUGCCAUUUAAUCUUUGAUGAGAACAUCUUUAAGCAGCUGGACCCAAUCACUGAUGAAGAAAUGGACAUGUUGGACUUGGCUUAUGGACUCACUGAAACCUCACGUUUGGGCUGUCAGAUCUGCCUUUCGAAGUCAAUGAACGGUAUGACAGUAUCGGUGCCGGAGGGUGUGGCUGAUGUCAGACAAGCUGCAGAUAUGGGCUUGACUCCUUCUUAAGAGAAAUUCCUUUAGAUUCAUAGUAAUUAAUAGAUUCCUACUGUAAUUACAGGGAUGGAAAGAAGACAGGUGACACACAUGUGUCAUUGUCCAUCAAAUCAACAGUACGAAGGUUUUUGUGACUUCGUAGAUCUACCCGCGACCUAUUAAAGUCAUUUUCUGUUAAGAAAGAGGAACAAAACUAAAAGCCUAAAAUACGCACAAGAACACAGAAAUCGGACUAUGGAACAAUGGUCAAAGGUGCUUUGGACUGUUGAUUUGAUGGACAACGACUUUUCAACGCUUGUCUUCUUUCUAUUCCUUAAGGAUAUUAUCUUCAGAUAUUUGAUGUUUCUCUGUACUUGUUGAUUAUGUUUCGGAUACAACACCUUGAAAAUCAAGUGAUGCAAGCUAUUUCACUCAGUGUUUUUCUUUCUUUAUGCAAGUCAAGGUUGUUAUAAUAGUAGAAAAUAGUAAAUUGUUGAUGCUCAUAAUGCACAGCUUGGAAAAAUAACCCAUGAUUGGUUAAACCGCAUCACAUGACCAUGCGUAUAUAUAACGUAUAGCACGGCUUGCAUACUAAUGAGUCGUUUCGCACUGAAUAAAUCACUACGCACCGCUACAUUCAAAAUUCCAUUACAAACUGCCAUUUUAUUUGUUAUUAGUUACAGAACCACUGCCAAAAAUGAGUGGCAUUUCACCUAUUGGAUGAAACUCCACAUAACUGGUACAACACCAACUUUGAGUGAAGACAGCAGUCCAUCUGAAAAAAAUAAAAAAAAUAAAAUAAAAUAAGUGCACCAGCAAGAGUAGACACGUAACAAUAGAUGAGGAACAGCUAAAUGAAAUAGAAGAAAACAAAGAUUGAAAAAAUACAAAAAAAAAACUACAGCAUGGACUGGUUAAUGUACUUAAAGAAAAAAAUAUGGACAUUCAUUUUAUGGAAAUAAGUCCAAAGAAUCUCAACAACAUAAGGGAAUUUUAUACCAGUGCAAGAAGUUCAUCUGAGGACCAGUAUUCAGUCUCCAGUUUUAUAACGCUAAGCUGGACUAAAUACAUAUUUUAACAGUAGUUUUAACAUCUCUGCUGACAGCCAGUUUAAAACCAGCAAUAAUGUAUUCCUGUCAGUCAGGAAAACUCUUAGAAAAGCAGGUAACGAUCAGACCAGACACCACCCCUCGAAUUACCGGCCUGGAUUUGAAGCGUCUGCGGGAAACUGAGGCACUGUCCCGAUACCGCGGUCGGACUGGUGCGUAAAGUCUGGUUCGAUCGUCAACUUAAUCUGGCACGACUUGGACGUGAGGGUGUCCGAUAACUAACCAAAAACAUAUAUUGAGAUCCAAAAGGAUGAAAACGUACUGGAAUAUGUGUGCCUCACAUACGAGUUCACAAACCUACUUCAAGAUCCGGCUUCAGUCUCCAUCGCAGCUGCUCCCCUUACUUCCUAGUGUCAUUUGAAACUCCGCCCAUCAUCACAGCUUGUGCUCAGUCCUCUAGUUUCUAGUGAGGUGGCACUUUCGAUGCAGAAAUUCACAAUAAACUAAUAUGUGCAAUUUAUUUUUAAUAAGCGAACAAUGAAUUAAAUUAAAUUAAAUUUGGGACUGUAUUACACUGCGGAUGUAUACACAAUAAAAGUUUCUGGUUUUGUCUUAA